AUGUCAUUUGAUCCUUUAUUUCAAGAAGAUUUUUGGAUCACCCUGGCAGUGUUUCACCGGUGUUUGGUUGCGCUCAGUAUUCAGCUUUCGGAAGCUGAAAAUGUUAUAAAAUGUACGACUUCACAGAUUGUUAAACCUUCGCCAACUUUUGAAACAGAGCAACAGCGGAAAACCGAGGAGAAAACAGUUGUGAGAUUAGUAUCAUUAGAGAGCGGUUCACGUAUUCCACUACCACAAAUGGAGAGUCCAAGAUGCUCCGUUGGAGGCGCCUUCAUCGAUGGGAAAAUCAUUGUUUGUGGUGGUUAUGAUCGUGGGAAGUGUUUGGAGUCAGUGGAAGAAUAUAAUUUAUUGAAGGGUACUUGGCGUCGUUUAGCUGACAUGGCACAGUGCCGAGGUCGUUUCGAUGCAGCUGUUGUGGGAAACAAAGUUUACGCUAUUGCUGGCAGUAGCGGAAGUGUCGAUUUGAAAACAGUGGAAUGUUAUGACUCAGAAAUCGAAAAAUGGUCGCUGGUCGUUUUGGAUGAAUGCGAGAGAUAUAAUCCCGAAUUAGAUGAAUGGACGUCAAUAGCGCCGCUGCGAACGGCGCGUUUCCAGGCUGGUUGUACUUCAUGGCAUGGCCUCGUGAUUGUUUGUGGAGGAUGCAACGGUUGGAAAUGUCUGGACUCAGUUGAUGCUUACAAUCCGAAGACGGGAAAAUGGCAAAGAUUAGCUCCUUUGAAAACAGCUAGACGUGGAUCAGCUGUUGCUGUGGUAAAAGAUUCACUGUUUGUUAUUGGCGGUCACGACGGUACGCAUUCGUUGAAUUCAGUAGAAAUCUUGGAUGAUCCAACUGGAGAAUGGCGUUCAGGUCCAUCACUCAUUAUCCCACGUGCCAAUGUCAAAGCUGCAGUAGCUUCGGGUGGUGAAAUAUAUCUUCUGGGCGGCUUCGAUGGAACACAAUUUCUUUCGUCUAUUGAAGUGCUCAGCAGUGGUUCGGGACUUUUGUUUUAUGGGAAAUUUUUAUUAGAUAACCUGAGAUUUUUACCAACAAUCUUAUGGAAUGAAUUUGGCCGAUUUUAA
Molecule: messenger RNA, 1059 nt
Organism: Loa loa (African eye worm)
Lineage: Eukaryota; Metazoa; Nematoda; Chromadorea; Rhabditida; Onchocercidae
Exons: 8
Coding region: 1-1059 (352 amino acids)
Molecular function (GO): protein binding
Source: RefSeq, a predicted model, not a curated record